GCUUGGCCUUAAAAACCCGCGCCGCGGCCCGAGUCCCUCAGAACACAGACGCAGACGACAGAAGACGCUACCUCAGACCGGUUCCCGCCACUCGCAGACGACAUUCUGACCAGGAACCUUCUCGCCACUCCUUGUUGUGACAGUAACGACAUUUCUGACCAGUGUUUUCUGUGAAAACGUCCCGUCGGAACUUUCGUCUCCAAAAUGAACGGUGCAAUAAUCGCCAUCUGCUUGACGCUGCUACCCGUGCUUAUUGCUGCAGAAAACCCGUGCUGCUCUAUGCCGUGCCAGAACAUGGGCGUGUGUAUGAGAGAAGGCGACAGCUACAGUUGCGACUGUACCCGGACCGGCUACUACGGACAGAACUGCGACAUACCGGAGUUCUGGACCUCCAUCAAAGUCGCCCUGAAGCCCAGUAAGAAGACGACUCACCAUCUGCUGACCAACUACAAGUGGCUGUGGAACAUCGUCAACAGGAUCCCCUUCCUCAGCAAAUUCAUCAUGAGAGCCGUCUACAAAAUCCGGUCCGCCACCGUAGACAGCCCUCCCAUGUACCACACCGGACACGACUACACGAGCUGGGACACGUACGCGGACCGGUCCUACUACACCCGCGCGCUGCCCCCCGUCCCCCCGGGCUGCCCCACCCCCAUGGGGACGGCGGGACGGAAGGAGCUCCCCUCCCCCCAGUACAUCGCCGAGACUUUCCUGGCGCGGAGGAGGUUUAUUCCCGACAAGCGGCGCACCAACGUGCUCUUCAACUUCAUGGCUCAACACUUCACCCACCAGUUCUUCAAAACAGACUUCAAGAAGGGCGCUGGACGCACCUGGGGAGACCAUGGGGUUGACCUGAGCCAUAUCUACGGGGAGACCGUGGAGCGGCAGCACCAGCUCCGCUCCUUCACCGACGGCAAGCUGAAGUUCCAGCGGGUGGAGGGCGAAGUGUACCCGCCCAGCCUGGCGGACGCCCCGGUGCACAUGAUCUACCCGCCGUACGUGCCCGAGGGGAAGCGGUUCGCCAUCGGGCACGAGUUCUUCGGGCUGCUGCCGGGCCUGUUCGUCUACUCCACCGUGUGGCUGCGCGAGCACAACCGCGUCUGUGACGUCAUGAAGGAGCUGCACCCCGACUGGGACGACGAGAGGCUCUUCCAGACAGCCAGGCUUAUUCUUACCGGUGAGACCAUCAACAUCAUCAUUAACGAGUACGUGCAGCACCUGAGCGGCUACAACUUUGACCUGUUCUGGGACCCUGAGCUGCUCUUCUCGGACCAGUUCCAGUACCAGAACCGCAUCUUCGUGGAGUUCAACCAUCUGUACCACUGGCAUCCGCUGAUGCCGGACCAGUUCCACAUCAACGGCAGCACCUACGGCAUGAAGGACUACCUCUUCAACACGGACCUGGUCUUCAAGCACGGCUUCGGGACUACCGUGGACGCCAUGUCCAGGCAGAUAGCAGGACAGAUCGGACCAAAGAACAUCGGACCUGUCAAUCUGAAGGUUGCCGUGGAAACCAUCAAGCACGAGCGGAACUUACGUAUGCAGGGGCUGAACCAAUACCGGAAACGGUUCGGCAUCCCGCCCUACAAAACCUUCCUGGAACUUACAGGUGGUGACGCAGAGAUGGCAGAUCAGCUGGAGGAAGCGUACGGCGACGUUGACGCAGUGGAGCUGUACGUGGGGCUGAUGGUGGAGCAGCCGGCUCCCGGCAGCGUCACCAGCGAGACCAUCAUCGAGAUGGGCGGCCCGUUCUCCGUGAAGGGCCUGCUGUCCAACCCGCUGUGCAGCCCGCAGUGGUGGAAGCCGAGCACGUUCGGCGGGGAGGCCGGCUUCCGCAUGGUGAAGACGGCCACGCUGAAGGACCUGUUCUGCCGGAACACGGCCGGGCCGUGCGGACUCGUCUCCUUCGCCGUGCCGGAAGACGUGCAGCCGACGGGACUGCCCGAGGAGCAGGACGCCUCGUCUCAAGGCAAGGGGGCGUCUCAGAACGACGCCGACUUGGUACCUGUGAACGGCGUCCUGUCAAGCCAAGACAAACACCUGCACAAGGAGGAAAAAACGUCUCAAGACGGUUCCCAAGACCCGGAGACAUCCAGCAAAGUGACCGCCAACGAGAAACCGGUAGCAAAAAACGAGAAGCUACCAAAAAACGGUGUUGCGCAGAAGAAAGAAUUCCAGAAUGGCUCUCCAAAAAACGGACGGGCGUCAAAAAACGACGUUCCAAAAAACGAGCCUGCGCCAAAAAACGGUUUACCGACGGCGUUUCCAAAAAACGGGGCGGCGCCCAGGACUUACGUCAACAGGACGAGUUGUAAACAAUGCGACAGAAUAGAGUUAUGACCACGACUUUCGCUUAGGCAGAAAUCAUCUUAAUUAUUCCCGCACCAAUGAAUUUUCUAUCUGGAUUCUCAGGCUUUAGAGACCAUCGGAAAUGUGCAGUUUUUGUGGUCAUUGUUAAGAGAUGAAAAGUACGAUAUUUAUUGUUCCUAAAUUAUUGAAUAGCCAUAAUCAUGUGUGUUACAAUUGUGCAUAAAAUCUAUUUAUUUCUUGAGGGCUUGAUGUCCUAAUAUUGACCAGUUAUACAAACGAUGUGUAGUCAGACGGAACUGUGCAGAAAUUAGGAUAGACAGAAACGGAAGAUUCUGGUCUCAGGCCGGAGUUUUAGAACAGAUAGUAAGAGACCUUAUGAGUAGGUGACCGCACAAGCUGGGUUGUAGGGACAACAUCAGCACAUGUUUUGUGUUUUUACUUUCCCACAAACUCAAGACCUUUGAAGACGGUUAGCUUUAAAUCAAGAAGUACUGUGAUUGUGUUCUAGCACUUUCUAAAAACACAACAAAGUGAUAAACCGUUACUAAGAAUGUAUAUUUUAGUGGGAAGGUUUUGCACGAAAUUCAGACCCUACAGUUGAUGUUAUCCCUAUAAUUUACCUUGCCUGGCCUGCUGUUUAACAGCGCGACUGUUCUGUCUUCAAGGCGGAGAAAAAAGACACUAAUUCUUACAAGACGUUUCCAGUGUUGUACAUACUUUAUAUUCAAAGGAGUGUACAUAUUGUUAUGAAAGCUUUAAGAGAUGAGAUAUUAAUAUGAAAUAUGCCAUAUUUAUUUAACGAGUCUACAGAGUUACCAGAUGAUAGAUGAAAUGUAAUAUGAGUG
Molecule: messenger RNA, 3152 nt
Organism: Branchiostoma floridae (Florida lancelet)
Lineage: Eukaryota; Metazoa; Chordata; Leptocardii; Amphioxiformes; Branchiostomatidae
Product: prostaglandin G/H synthase 2-like
Exons: 9
Coding region: 205-2337 (710 amino acids)
Biological process (GO): response to oxidative stress; cyclooxygenase pathway
Cellular component (GO): neuron projection; cytoplasm
Molecular function (GO): oxidoreductase activity, acting on single donors with incorporation of molecular oxygen, incorporation of two atoms of oxygen; heme binding; prostaglandin-endoperoxide synthase activity
Source: RefSeq, a predicted model, not a curated record